UUUUAUUGUCUGUACACUGUGUAAACAUAUUUUUCUUUGUGGAUGUUCGUUUUGUACGAUUUUUCACCUCAGAUCCGAAAUAAAGGAAUGCCGUUGCCCACUUCGGGAAAACUGAUAUGGGCGUUGCUGCUAUGCAUGGCUGCGGGUGCCUCGGGCGUGGGCGACGGGGAAGGCCCUGAGGCGGAUGCCCCCUGGACCCUGCACCCGGCGCAGAUCGAGCGGAGGCUGGAGCGCUACGGCGACCCGAUGGAAAAGGCUUCCAGGGGGAUUCCGAGAUUCCUGUUUGACGAUAACGAUUCCGACGAGAACGACGAGGCGAAGAAAAAAAACGAUAUUUCAUGGAUAGAGGGCAUCUACCUCCCUCUCAGAGACCCGUCAUUAGUGCCCAGCGAGACGUGUCGAAACGAUGUCGACGCCAUUUUGAAAGUUCUGGAGUCCCCUGUCCUGUCAGGGACCAUCAACAACCAAGGCCGGUUCUGGAAUGUAUUUCUGGUAGACUCCUGGGGCAAGACCGGCGACGGGAUCCUGGACGGAAACCUCCUGCUGUGGGGAAUGCCGCCCGAGUGCACGAUGCUGUACGUCAAGGAGGUCUUUCCCUGGCCGUGGAACAUCAACGCCACCUUCUCGGGGCGCUACUGCCUCGUUCACACGGAGAGCCUCCAAGGCGAAGGAAAGGACACGCUUUUGGACGCUCCGGCAGUGCGCGUAGGAGCCUCAAUGACCUACACAGGCUUCCCUUCGAUCUUCCAGUUCGGGACCUGCAUUCCCUCCAGCUGCACCUCCGAGGACAUGAUGGCUAGCCUCAACGUAACCAUGCACAUCGGCGGGAAAAAACCCAAAUACGUAGACUGUCUUGAGGAAAAAGAACUCGAUGGUGGAGACAUUGCCUACAUCGUAGUGCUGUCUAUCUUGGGAGACCUGAUGCUGGGUGGCGCCCUUGCUGAUUGGCUCAUUGGAGAAAGACAGGAGCUACGGGAGGGUCCUCUUCGCUUUCUACUCGUGUUCUCUGUGUCCAAUAACCUGAAGAAAAUAUUCCAGAUAAACAAAAAACCAAGUCGUUCUGUGAUUUCUUGUCUACAUGGCAUGAGGUAA
Penaeus monodon (black tiger shrimp) is the source of this 1092-nucleotide messenger RNA. RefSeq names its product nose resistant to fluoxetine protein 6-like. Lineage: Eukaryota; Metazoa; Arthropoda; Malacostraca; Decapoda; Penaeidae. The transcript has 8 exons. The coding region runs from base 43 to 1092 and encodes 349 amino acids. The record is from RefSeq and is a predicted model, not a curated record.